AUGUUUCAACCCCCUCUCCCUGUCUCUCCCCUCUCUCCCCUGUCUCCCCCUCUCCCUGUCUCUCCCCCAUCUCCCCUUCUCUCCCCCUCCUCCCCUGUCUCCCCCUCUGCCUCCCCUGUCACCCCCCUCUCCCUGUCUUCCUCCCCUCUCGUCUCCCCUGACUCUCCCCCUCUCCCUGUCUCCCCCCUCUCCCCUGUCUCCCCCCUCUCCCCUGUCUCCCCCCUCUCCCCUGUCACCACCCUCUCCCUGCUGUCUUCCCCUCUGCCUACCCUGUCUCCUCCCCCUCUCCCUGUCUCCCCCUCUCCCCUGUCUUCCCCUCCCCCCUCUCCCUGUCUCCCCCUCAUCCUGUCCCCUGUCUCCCCCUCUCCCCUCUCUCCCUGUCUCCCCUGCUCCCUGCUCUCCCCCUGUCUCCCCCUGACCUCCCCCUCUCCCUGUCACCCCUCUCCCCCUGUCUCCCCCUCUCCCCUGUCUCCCCCUCUCCCUGUCUCCCCCUCUCCCUGUCUCCCCCUCUCCCCUGUCUCCCCCUCUCCCCCUGUCUCCCCCUCUCCCCUGUCUCCCCCCUCUCCCUGUCUCCCCCUCUCCCCUGUCUCCCCCUCUCCCCGUCUCCCCUCUCCCCGUCUCCCCCUCUCCCCUGUCACCCCCUCUCCCCUGUCUUCCCCUCUCCCCUGUCUCCCCCUCUCCCCUGUCACCCCCUCUCCUGGUCUUCCCCUCUCCCUGUCUUCCCCCUCUCCCCUGUCUCCCCCCUCUCCCUGUCUCCCCCUCUCCCUGUCACCCCCUCUCCCUGUCUUCCCCUCUCCCCUUUGUCUCCCCCUCUCCCUGUCUCCCCCUCUCCCUGUCUCCCUCCCCUCUCCCCUGUCUCCCCUCCCUCUCCCCUGUCACCCCCUCUCCCUGUCUUCCCCUCUCCCCUGUCUCCCCCUCUCCCUCUCUCUCCCCUCCCUCUCCCCUGUCUCCCCCUCUCCCUGUCUCCCCCUCUCCCCUGUCUCCCCCUCUCCCCUGUCUCCCCCUCUCCCCUGUCACCCCCUCUCCCUGUCUUCCCCUGUCUCCCCCUCUCCCUGUCUCCCCCUCUCCCCUGUCUCCCCCUCUCCCCUGUCGCCCCCUCUCCCCUGUCUCCCCCUCUCCCCUGUCUCCCCCGUCUCCCCUGUCUCCCCCUCUCCCCUGUCACCCCCUCUCCUGUCUUCCCCUCUCCCCUGUCUCCCCCUCUCCCUGUCUCCCCCUCUCCCCUGUCUCCCCCUCUCCCCUGUCGCCCCCUCUCCCCUGUCAUCCCCUCUCCCUGUCUCCCCCGUCUCCCCUGUCACCCCCUCUCCCUGUCUCCCCCUCUCCCCUGUCUCCCCCUCUCCCCUGUUCUCCCCCUCUCCACCGUCUCCCCCGUCUCCACUGAGCCUUUUGUCUGCUGCUCACAACCAGCCGUCACAGAGAACUUCAACAGAUGAUCCAACGACUGUUCAGAAAGAGGUCUCUCCUCAGGCGUGUUCUGUGUCUGACAACAACUGCAUCAUGGGACGUUUCAUUCUUUCUUCUGUAAAGGUCAAGAACUGUUCACAUUAA
Messenger RNA from Knipowitschia caucasica, 1545 nucleotides. Lineage: Eukaryota; Metazoa; Chordata; Actinopteri; Gobiiformes; Gobiidae. The record is from the annotation of a GenBank genome assembly.